This is a messenger RNA of Cydia strobilella, 2896 nucleotides long. RefSeq names its product E3 ubiquitin-protein transferase MAEA (gene Kaz). Gene Ontology annotation, molecular function: ubiquitin protein ligase activity. Gene Ontology annotation, cellular component: nucleus; GID complex; cytoplasm. Gene Ontology annotation, biological process: proteasome-mediated ubiquitin-dependent protein catabolic process. NCBI's taxonomy places the organism in Eukaryota, Metazoa, Arthropoda, Insecta, Lepidoptera, Tortricidae. The record is from RefSeq and is a predicted model, not a curated record. The coding region runs from base 313 to 1497 and encodes 394 amino acids. The transcript is spliced from 9 exons.
AAAAAAGAACACCCAUAGCCCAUAGAAUAAAGCUUUUCAUUUGCAUAAAAUUCACUUUUUUGCCCUAAUUACGGCGCAGAUUCGAAGAAUAUAAUAAUUUUGUGUAUUAACAUUAACAUUACACUAUUUUACGUAGCUCAUAUAUCUACCAAGCUUUUCCGUAAGUGAGUUGCCAUAUUUACUGGGCUGGUAAUAAGCAUCUUUGAAUCAGCUGAGUUUUGUUUUCCUUUACAGCAGUUUCGCAAAGGAAGCCCUGAAAAGCCUCAGCAGACGUCUUUAUUAUUGUUAGAGUUUAAAAACGAAAGUUAGAACAUGAUGAACGAAUUAAAAUCUUUGGAGCAUGCUACAUUAAAGGUGCCAUAUGAAGUGUUCAACAAGCGCUACCGCAAUGCCCAACGGGUGCUGGAUGUUGAAGCAAGACAGGUUGGUGCUGCAGCCGGGGAGCUGGAGACUGCUGCCAAAGCUCCGAGCACUGCUGGAGAGAUUGAUGUACUCCUAGGAGGCAUGGUGGAGAAACUCACAGCAAUGAAGCGUAAGGCAUCUGAAGCCAUCAGCGAGGAGUUGCAGGUGGCGCUGGUGUGCAAAAAGAGGCUGGAGCAUAUCAAGGAGCAGGCUGUCUCGCUCAACGAGCCCAGCACGCCCCAAGUGCGAACGACAGUGAACCAAUGGCGCCGCACCCGCUUGGAGCGCAUGCUGGUGGACUACUGCCUCCGCAGCGGCUACUACGGCGCCGCGGCCAAGCUGGCCGACGCGCGCGACCUGCGCGACCUCACCAACGUCGAUAUCUACUGUGCGGCGGCUGAAGUGGAGGCCGAGCUAAGGAACCGCCGUACCGCGCGAGUUCUGCAAUGGUGCGCUGACAACAAGUCUAAACUGCGCAAACUCGGCUCCACCAUCGAGUUCAAGAUACGACUGCAGGAAUUCAUAGAGCUCGUACGCGCCGACCGCCGCUUAGAAGCCGUGAAGUACGCCAAGAAACACCUCUCCCAAUACGAAGAGGGACAACUUCAGGACAUACAACAUUGUAUGGGCAUGCUGGCUUUCCCCAAGGACACAGAGGUGGAGCCGUACCGGUCGCUGCUGUGCUCGACGCGCUGGACGGCGCUGGAGCGGCAGUUCCGCGGCGAGCACGCGCGCCUGCUGCACCCCGCGCGUCUGCCCGCCCUGCCCGUCGCGCUGCAGCUCGGCCUGCACGCGCUCAACACGCCUCAGUGCUACAACGAGGCGACGCAGGUGGCGGCGUGCCCGGCGUGCGCGCCGCCGCUGAACGCGCUGGCGCGCCAGCUGCCGCACGCGCACGUGUCGCACUCGCGCCUGCUGUGCCGGCUCAGUCGCCAGCCGCUCAACGAGCACAACCAGCCCAUGGCGCUGCCCAACGGACAGGUCUACGGCGAGAGGGCUCUCCGCGAGAUGAUGGAUGAGCACGGCACCAUCGUGUGCCCGAAGACCAACGAGGUGUUCUGCAUGAAACGCGUCGAGAAAGUCUACGUCAUGUGAAUACUCCUUAAAGUCCUUACUUACUUAACGCUAAGGCUACUUGCAGGUUGCGCUUGCAAACUUAUUGAAAAUUACAGCAAUAUUAUGUCAAAUAUUCUGCACCCUCCUUUGACCACCGAUGACUGACGCGCUCGGCUACAGCCCAGUAUAAUGGCUCCUCUACACUAUCGGCGAUGAUAGACUAGACGAUGACUGGCGGGCACGAUAGUGUAGAGGGCAUACUCGGCAAUCCCCGCCAGUCAUCGUCUAAAGCUUGAACUCGCCAAAAUUUGGGCACAUAAAAUUACAAAUAAAUAGAAAACAAAGGUCUACUGGAGCGAAAUAUAUGUUGAAUAUCAUUCAAAAUAUUAUAUUUUAUCAUGAUAAUAUAUUAGAAUAUCAUUUCAACCUCAGGAUUUGACAAGUGGCACUUUGCACGACAUGAUUACCGUAUGUUAAGUCUAAGCCAGAGUUAUUUGCGUAUUAGUGGAUAAUAUAACUUUAACAGGUGUCUUUUUCAAAUGUUCCUUGAUAUGGACUCAGUCCAUUGCCAUCCGCCUGAAUUUAGAACCAUCCGCCAAAAGUACCCUUUUGGCGUUGUCAGCGUGUCUAUCGUGUUAAUACCCCUUCGCCACAGUUAUAGUGUAGUGACAACACGAUGAAUGCUACCAAAAUAGUAACUGUGAGCUGUGACUUCUUUAAAAUAGGUUUAAGUCAUUUUCACAAAUGUUUCUUGCAUAUAUUUCUAUGGUCAAUGUCCAUUAUGCGAAUCAAUAACGGCGACGCUGGAUACAAUCACAAGUAGCUUGCUGAAUCAAUAAAUAAUGGGGAUACUUAGCAUUACUUUUAUCUUGCAGUCUUCUGUAAUGUAUUAGCAACUCAUACAAGUCGAAGUUUUUAUUCUGUGUUAUUGUUUGAAGUUUGCAUUUCUAUAGAAUCCAUCGUCUAACACUUACGUUCAAAUACGUUAAAAAUUAUCAAACGUUUUUAUACCCUAUAUACAUUUUUCAUACAAAUUUCAUUUAGCACCACCAUUUUGGGAGCAGAUAAGGUCUUGCUAGCUCUUAAUCUAACUUGACUUCACUUUUUGUGCAUACAUUUGAGAUAAGUAUUUGUACCUUUUUUCAAACAUAAUAAAAAAUAGGUUUCGGUCUCUAUGUAAGAAUGCUGUAUGUUCCUAGUUUCAUUUUUUUUCUCACAUGAAUCUUGUGUUUUUCUGCUUUCUGGUUGUCUUUCCAUUCAUUAACGUCUCCGCAACAUUUAAAAAUACAAAAACUAAUCGAUUCUUGAUACGAGUAUAUUAAUAUUUUCACAAAUUUCUUUAGCUUAAUCGAAAUUUCAAAGGUUUGCACCUUCAGUGAUUUCGCUUCGUCAUUGGCUAAAGCUCGUUAUCAUAAAAUAGUACAUUUCGAUGCUAGUG